Molecule: messenger RNA, 870 nt
Organism: Thecamonas trahens ATCC 50062
Lineage: Eukaryota; Apusomonadida; Apusomonadidae
Product: hydroxypyruvate isomerase
Exons: 1
Coding region: 1-870 (289 amino acids)
Biological process (GO): glyoxylate metabolic process
Molecular function (GO): hydroxypyruvate isomerase activity
Source: RefSeq, a predicted model, not a curated record
AUGAAAGCAAUUGCCAACCUCGGAUUCAUGUUUGCCGAGCUGCCGUUCCUCGAGCGCUUUGCCGCCGCCGCUGCCGCGAACUUCACCACCGUCGAGCUUGGGUGCUCGUGGACGAGCACGAGUCCCAGCGAUGUGGCCGCUGCUGCCGCCGCCGCUGGUGUCACCAUCUACGCGCUCAACACGCCAAAGACCUCGCCAUCAGGUCUCGAGUGGGGCACGGCUUGCGUGGCUGGCGAUGAGGCGCAGCGCGAGUUUGAGGCUCAGAUGGAGGAGACGCUGGCCAUGGCCGCCGCCUGCUCCGCUGCUGCCAUCCACCUCCUUGCCGGCUGCGGCGAGGCCGACGACGAGGCGAUGGCGGCAGUGUUUGAAGCCAGGGUGGCGCAGGCGCUGGCCAUGGCUUCUGCCCACGGCAUCAUUGUCCUCCUCGAGCCCAUCACCCGCAAGGCUGCCAUUCCGGGCUACUUCCUCACCUCGGUCCCGCACGCCCUCGACGUCAUCGACCGGGUCCGCGCAGCCAACUCUGACUUGCAGCUCAUCGGUAUCCAGUUUGACGUCUUUCACGUCUAUCUUGAGGACGGCGCAGUCGGGUGGUGGCUCGACCGGGCACUCGAGCGCGCACCGGUGGUGCAUCUGCAGUUGUCGGCGCCGGCCGCGCGGACCGCUCCGGUCUCGCCCGCCGUCAUGGCGGCCAUGGCCAUUGCCCAUCCGCUGCUCGACUACUCCUCGGAGCUCGACUUUGGCUGGCUCGAGAGCAAGCUGGACGAGGUUGGCUAUCAUGGCUUUGUCGGCCUCGAGUACAAGAAGCACCCGUCGUUUACCUCGACCCACGACGAGGUCGCCGCCCUGCGCGACGCCGGAUGGCGGUGGUGA